Molecule: messenger RNA, 3785 nt
Organism: Myripristis murdjan (pinecone soldierfish)
Lineage: Eukaryota; Metazoa; Chordata; Actinopteri; Holocentriformes; Holocentridae
Gene: sh3bp5b
Product: SH3-domain binding protein 5b (BTK-associated)
Exons: 9
Coding region: 284-1696 (470 amino acids)
Biological process (GO): intracellular signal transduction
Cellular component (GO): cytoplasm
Molecular function (GO): protein kinase inhibitor activity
Source: RefSeq, a predicted model, not a curated record
CGGCGCGGCGCAGGCACUCUGCUGCUGGAGGGGAGCGGAGGAGGACGGCGCUCGGCUCCCGACACACUCCUUGGAACACCAACAUGCUCCUCUAGGAGACACGGUGUCUUUGAAGCGCAGCUGAACUGAACAGGAAAAAGAGAGAAAGAAAGACAGAAAAAGGAGGGAAUAAGAAAAAGGAAAGCCGCUGAAGCCGCUGAGUCCAGCUCGCCGUCAGGCUCCGUCUCCGCUCCGUGUGUCUGGACUGGCUUUUGUUCGCCUCUGACUCCCGUCCCCUGUCAGCAUGGACCAGGCGGAGAAGGAGAGCAGGUCGGACGAGGAGGCCGAGUACGAGGACGAGGAGGUGGACCCGAGGAUCCAGGGAGAGCUGGAGAAACUCAACCAAUCUACCGAUGACAUCAACAGAUGCGAGACUGAGCUGGAGGAUGCGAGGCAGAAGUUCCGCUCGGUGCUGGUGGAGGCCACGGUCAAGCUGGACGAACUGGUGAAGAAGAUCGGCAAGGCGGUGGAGGAGUCCAAGCCUUACUGGGAGGCCCGCCGGGUGGCCAGGCAGGCCCAGCUGGAGGCCCAGAAGGCCACGCAGGACUUCCAGAGGGCCACCGAGGUCCUGCGGGCGGCCAAGGAGACCAUCUCCCUGGCCGAGCAGCGGCUGCUGGAGGAGGACAACCGGCAGUUCGACUCGGCCUGGCAGGAGAUGCUGAACCACGCCACCCAGCGGGUGAUGGAGGCGGAGCACACGAAGACGAGGAGCGAGCUGCUGCACAAGGAGACGGCGGCCAAAUACACGGCAGCCAUGAGCCGCAUGAAGCAGCUGGAGAAGAAACUCAAACGCACCAUCAACAAGUCCAAGCCUUACUUCGAGAUGAAGGCGAAGUAUUAUCUGCAGCUGGAGCACCUGAAGAAGAACGUGGACGAGCUGCAGGCCAAGCUGUCCCAGGCCAAAGGCGAGUACAAGACGGCCCUCCGGAACCUGGAGAUGAUCUCCGACGAGAUCCACGAGCGACGGAGAAACUCCGCCAUGGGCCCCCGCGGCCGAGGAGUGGGCUCCGAGGGCGACAGCGUUGCCGGGGACGACAUCUCCAGCUUUAAGUUGGAGUCGGACGGCAUUUCCAUGACCUCGGUGUGUUUCGAUGACGACGUGUGCGGCGGCGGCAGCAUCAUGUCGGAGGAAGACUCGGAGACUCGCUCCACCUGCAGCCUGGGCUCGUCCCCCAGCAGCCCGCAGGACCUCCUGACCGCCUGCCACUUUGCCAGCUCCUCCCCGUCCUCCUCCUCCUCCUCCUCUUCCUCCUCCUCUUCCUCACCGUCACCUACCCCCUCCUCGUCCUCCUCCUCCUCCUCCCCGGCUCCUUCGUCGAGGCCCUGCAGUCUGGAUCUCCCCAGCACGGUGUCGCUGUCCGACUUCGGCCUCAUCUCGCCGGUGCUCGGCCCUCGCAGUGAGUGCAGCGGGGCGUCGUCGCCUGACUGCGACCUGGAGAGAGGAGAUCGGGCAGAAGGUGCUGAGGGGGAUUUGGAUAACGCACCCAACAACAACAACAACAGUUUGGCCUCCAACACCAAGAAGACCCUGGGCCUGGAGGGACGCUUCAGCUUCCUGAACCUGCGUCGCCCGCGGCCCGACAACAUCAAAACCACAGACAGUUGCUCCCAGAAGGCCAACCCCAGCCAAACCGUGGUCCUGGUUAAAGGAGUCUGAGAAACAAUGAGGUCUUCAUGGAGGAAGGUUUUUUUUCCUGCCCUGCCCCAAACUGUCUGAUAGAGAAAACAGUGAACUAUUAUCAGGGGCUGCCACGCUAGCUCCCGCCACCGCACUCCAUUUGCAAAGUCCAUGGACAAAAGGUGACUGUGAAUGUUAAGGUUGGUGUAUGAAUACAGUUCCUGUGGAUCACGGCUAAGAUACAACUAAGGACCCUCUUCGUUUGAGGACUGGCAGUGUUGUUCUACUCCACUUCCUGUAUGAAGGACCUUUCACAUUGCACAAACAACGUUCUGUUGGACACAUGUUGGUGAAGGGUUUUGGAGGGGAAGUUGCUCAUGUUUUUUUUUUUUUUUUCUUUUCACAUUUCCAGUGGCAAACUGCACUAAAAGUGAAAAAGCUUGUCGCAGCAGCAAAAGUACACUACUAGCUUUCAUACCUUUGACUUAAAGUCAUUCUUAAAAUUUAUUUUGAAAUAAAAUAAUCGGGAUCAUAACCUUCAAUCAAAAUGGAGAAGUUAAUACUUUCGAAUGCCACUCAGCAUGCUCUGAACCAUGCAUAAGCAAUGUUUUAAGUGUUAUUUUUAAAUAAUUUAAGUCAUAGAUGUUAAUGAAUAACCGUGCCAUGGUCCAUUUUGAUCUAAACCAUCUGUUCUACACUCCUACACCAGAUCUGUAAAUAUGUUCUUGUACUUUUUGAAGAUAUGUAUGUGACAUUAUGUAUGUAUGGACCUGUCCUGCCUCAGUUUCCGUUGAGGAUAUUUAAUUGACCACCAACAUUUCCAUGAUGAGCCCAGGCAUGGAUCCAAAACUAGAUCAAGCUGCACAGAUAUGGGACGAAUUGGACUGCAAACUGGAUAUCUUUAGGAGAGCGAGUUCUCACGGUGGACCACCAUGGAUUUGAGUUAUCCCUCCUUGCCCUAAUUUGUCUUUUAUCCGUUCUGCUUUCAUGUGGCAUCAGAAAAACGAGCAUUAUGAGACAGCAUGCACACCGUCUUGUUAUCCCUCUCCUCUGUGUGGUGUCCCCCAAGGCUCUAUACUGGUGUCCCUAACUUUCCCCAUAGCCCCUUCCUCCUGAGGACUGUCCUACUGAAAGACAAAGCAAUACAAAGACAGAAAUUGUACACCGUAUCCUCUGAUGGACAUAUGUAAAUAGGGAAUUUACGGAAUGAGACAUUAACAGUAAAACAACGGAAAACAUUUUAACCGCAGGGCUCCGAGCGCAGAGGGUAAAGCGGCUCGAUGAAACUGAUGGAUUGUGUCGGUGGACUGUGUUCACGGGUGAGGUAAUUUAUGUAAGCUAACAGAACGGUUGCUGAGUUGUUGAGACAUCCUCUGCCACAGUGUUUGGUCAAGCUAUUUGUUAUAUAGAUACAUGUCAAGCCAAAUGUAUCGUACUGGUGUGUAAGAUGUUUAUGAGGCUGGCACAGUACUGUUCAAAGGUAUACGUUGACAUUUCAAAGUUCAUCCUGUUUUCCUCAGAUAUUGUCAUAUUGCAAGAAAAAGAAGUAUUUACAUUUGGUGUUUAUUGCUCUGCUGGGUAGCAUACAUCAUUAAAACUAAUCGUGACUACUAACUAGAAGGUAACAAAUAAGCAAUUUCAGCGAGGAAUUUGAACUAACUGUUCGCAAUUGCGGAGCCACAGGCAGAAUUUAUUUUUAUUUUUUUUUCCUGCAAUGUGAGCAGUGCUUGGCGGGGAUAAAAAGGCAGGCUAAGAUUUAAAAAAAAGUCAGCGUGUACCUUUUUCAGGGUUCCUGUUGUCUCAGCUGCUUUUGUAGUAUCCUUAAAGAGCAUGUUUGGAAACGAGGGUGUUAGGAAAGUAUUGGUGUGCAGCCUUUUGCUUUGUGUGAUCUCUCUUCUGUCUGUGUAUUACAGUACGUACGUGUGUGGCCAAAGCGUAACGUUAUCUGUUUGUGUAUGUGUUUCUGUGUCACUUUUUAAUGUGGAAUUAAGGAUUUACCCAGGACCAGUCCUCUCUCAUGAGUCUUUGUUCGCAGUGGGUCGUGUUACGGUAGUCCUCUCCAUCCUCUCUCCACAGCUCAUGUGCCUGUUUUUCAGAUAACAGCAAAAUAAAACCGGCGUUCACUUCA